Racocetra persica is the source of this 189-nucleotide messenger RNA. NCBI's taxonomy places the organism in Eukaryota, Fungi, Glomeromycota, Glomeromycetes, Diversisporales, Gigasporaceae. The record is from the annotation of a GenBank genome assembly.
CUUCAGGUUUUUCUGACUUUAGGCUUUUCAGUUUCGUAUUUUCUAGCUUUGGGUUUUUUGGUUUUUGGCUGGCUUUGGUAGAGUGGUUGACAAUGAGUAAAAUAACUCACUGCGGACGAAAUCAGCUUUGGGCUAAAUAUUUUUUUUCAGCUUAUGUUUAUGCACUAUCUCUUUUAGAUAAUAAGUAUU